CCUCAUCACUAUGCUCCAGACCCCAAACCCCUGCCUCCUCCCAUUCAGCCCCAUGGACUCGGGUCCUAAGGAUCGUGCUUCAUUACCUCUGCGCCGCGGGGCCGAACCUCAGCUGGAAAACAGCUCCCAGCUGGAAGCGUUUGCCUCCGGACCGCGUUCGGAGCCCGCAGCUGCAGCGGGGCUCUCCCUCCCUCCCGGCACAAAGGGUCCUGGAUCCCAGGGGUUCAUCCUUAGCAUCCCAGAACCCCAUUCCCGGAGCUUGGCACAGGCUCGGCUCUCCCCUGUGUUCAGAUAGGCUCCUGGCUCUGCUUGCGAAGGGAAAGGAUCCCACAACCUUCCAAAGCCAGGGGGAAGCCGGAGGUGCGUUGGAAAACGGGAGAUCCUGGGACUUGUUAUUUUUAACAACCCCAUCGUUUUGGGCCUGACUCACGGGUUUUGAAUGCUGGGGACGGGCAGCAGAGGGGAGAAGCAGGCUUGCUGAGCGCAGGCAGCAGGGCCGUGGUCCUGCCCCCAGCCCCGCACAGCCCCCAGCAUGGCGCAGGAUGCGGCCCCCGUCCUGCUGGUUGUCCUGGCCAGGCUGGUGUCAUCCACGUGGCAUGAAGGGUCUGGUUACUACCCCUCCGAGAGCCACACCAACGAGGUGUACACAGAGGACGUGCCCCCAGAGCCUGCCCUGGACUACCACCGAGUGCCGCAGUGGUGCGCCCCGCUCAGCAUCCACCGCGGCGAUGCCGCCUGCUUCUCUCCCCGCGGCGGCUCCUACCGCAGCAGCCUGGGUACCCGCUGCGAGCUGAGCUGUGCCCGCGGGUACCGGCUGGUGGGGCCCAGCGCCGUGCAGUGCCUGCCCAGCCGCCACUGGUCCGGGAUGGCGUACUGCCGACAGAUCCGGUGCCAUGUGCUGCCCGCGGUGCUGCGCGGCUCCUACGUGUGCUCGGCCGGGGUGCAGAUGGAUUCCCGCUGUGACUACUCCUGCCUGCCCGGGUAUCAGCUGGAGGGGGACCGGAGCCGGGUCUGCAUGGAGGACGGGCGCUGGAGCGGCAGCGAGCCGGUCUGUGUAGACAUGGAGCCUCCCAAGAUCCGCUGUCCGGAUUCCCGGGAGCGCAUAGCCGAGCCUGGCAAGCUGACUGCCACCGUCUACUGGGACCCCCCCCGUGUGAAGGACUCUGCGGAUGGCAUCAUCAAGAGGGUGAUGCUGCGGGGCCCAGAGCCCGGCUCGGAAUUCCCUGAAGGAGAGCACAUCAUCCGUUACACGGCCCAUGACCAGGCCUACAACAGAGCCAGCUGCAAGUUCAGCAUCCGUGUCCAAGUGAGGCGCUGCCCUGUGCUGAAGCCCCCGCAGAACGGGCACCUCUCCUGCACCUCCGACGGCAACAACUAUGGGGCUACCUGCGAGUACCAGUGCGAGGGGGGCUACGAGCGCAUGGGGAGCUCCCUGCGGGUCUGCCAGUCCACACAGCAGUGGACGGGCUCCCAGCCCAUCUGUGCACCCAUGCAGAUCAACACGGAUGUGAGCUCGGCCGCCAGCCUGCUGGACCAGUUCCAUGAGAAGCGCCGUCUCCUCAUCAUCUCAGCCCCCGACCCCUCCAACCGCUACUACAAGAUGCAGAUGUCCAUGCUGCAGCAAACUGCCUGCGGGCUGGACCUACGUCACAUCACCACUGUGGAGCUGGUGGGGCAGCCGCCGCACGAGGUGGGACGCAUCCGGGAGCACCGGCUCUCCCCUGGCAUCAUCGAGGAGCUCAGGCAGUUCCUGCGCCUCACCCGCUCCCACUUCAACGCGGUGCUGCUGGACAAGGGGGGCAUGGACCGGGAGCGCUACAUCCGCCCCGUGAACCCCGAUGAGCUCUUUGUGUUCAUCGACACGUACCUGCUGAGCGAGAGGGAGGCGGCGCGGCGGGCGCAGAGCGGGGACCCCUGCGAGUGAGGCAGCGAUGGGACCCCUCGGACACCUCCCUCCCUGCUU
Molecule: messenger RNA, 1963 nt
Organism: Neopsephotus bourkii (Bourke's parrot)
Lineage: Eukaryota; Metazoa; Chordata; Aves; Psittaciformes; Psittacidae
Gene: SRPX2
Product: sushi repeat containing protein X-linked 2
Exons: 10
Coding region: 533-1924 (463 amino acids)
Source: RefSeq, a predicted model, not a curated record